CAUGCUGGAGACAGAGAUCUUGGCUGAGCUGUUCACCUGGACUUCAGUAGUCAGCUCAGCAGUCAGCUUCUGAAAAGCUCUCUCCUUCCCAUUUUUUAUUUAGAACAAGAAAGAUGUGAUCCAGGAAACAUGGCACAUCAGAUCUGAUAAAGGUUUCCAGCAUCCAUCUGAGUUACGGGCGUAGACAGAAGAAAAAAAUGAAUUUGAAACAUUCAGUGGGGUGUAUUCUACUGCUGUUUGUUCAGUGCAGACUACAGACACGUGCAGAAGAGGUCCUUGAACUUGCCAAUUCUCACAUGCUUUCACCAGGGGACUAUAUGAAGCUGAUUAACAUUAAUACAAAAGGCACCAAGUAUCCUCGGGACUGCAGUGAAAUUUUUAAGUGGUCUGAACAGAGUUCCAAAGAUGGCAUUUACAUCAUUCAGCCAGCAAAAGAGCCCAUAGGUGUGUUCUGUGAUAUGCAAGAUGGUGGUUGGACAGUGAUUCAGCACAUUACUGCUAAUAGUAGUGUGGAUUUUGAUAGGACCUGGCAAGACUACAAAUAUGGAUUUGGCUCACUUAAUGACAACUACUGGUUAGGGAAUGAAUAUAUGCACCAGUUAACCAAUUCUCCGAGACCAUAUAUACUUAGGGUUAAACUUGUAGACCUAAAUGCUGAAAUCAAAUUGGGGGAGUAUGAGCCAUUUCUCAUUGAGGAUGAAGCAUCUCAAUACAGGAUCAGGCUUGGCUUGUAUAAAGGCAGCGCUGCUGAUGCUCUGACUCAGGAUACAGAAGCCUAUCUUCAUGACAACCAGAAGUUCACUACAAAAGACAAAGACAAUGACAACUACUUUCAAAACUGUGCCAAACUGGAGCACAAUGGUAUUCCUGGUGGAGGCUGGUGGUACGAUGCGUGUGCUGGAGCAAAUCUAAACCGCAGGAACGUUAUAUAUUGGCAGAAGGACUGCAACAAAGAGCAAAUGUGUAAAUAUGCCUGGAUGAUGGUCAGGCCAGCAGAUUACAGCCAGGACCAUUCUAUGGCUUGUCCUGCUCAGAAAAAUGAGCUGUAAAAGACACUGCAAAAUUAAAUCCAGCUCUUCAAGUUCUAAUCUGUGGAUGGAAUUUUCUCUCUAACUUGCAUGUAAGAAACAAAAUGUUUUACUGAGUGGUUUGUUUUUGGAUGUAUAAAUAAAUAUCUUAUACCUGGUACUG
Messenger RNA from Eublepharis macularius, 1191 nucleotides. RefSeq names its product fibrinogen-like protein 1-like protein. The record is from RefSeq and is a predicted model, not a curated record. Lineage: Eukaryota; Metazoa; Chordata; Lepidosauria; Squamata; Eublepharidae. The transcript is spliced from 4 exons. Bases 198 to 1049 code for a protein of 283 amino acids.